Girardinichthys multiradiatus is the source of this 765-nucleotide messenger RNA. Its product is annotated as NHP2-like protein 1. Gene Ontology annotation, cellular component: box C/D methylation guide snoRNP complex; U4/U6 x U5 tri-snRNP complex; precatalytic spliceosome. Gene Ontology annotation, molecular function: RNA binding. The record is from RefSeq and is a predicted model, not a curated record. Gene Ontology annotation, biological process: maturation of SSU-rRNA; ribosome biogenesis; mRNA splicing, via spliceosome. The coding region runs from base 211 to 597 and encodes 128 amino acids. The transcript is spliced from 3 exons. Lineage: Eukaryota; Metazoa; Chordata; Actinopteri; Cyprinodontiformes; Goodeidae.
GCGCGCAUGUGCACAGCACUGUUGCUCUACACGUGUUGGUGAACGUUUGGACUGACUGCAUUCCGCGGAGCGUACAGUCUGUUACUCUGUUAAAUAUUAGGUUAAGCAUCGCGUCCUUUGCAUUUUGUUCUCUCGGAGCCAGGAGAUAAACAAGAAGUCCUCCGUGAAGCAUUUCGCCGAGAGGGCCGAAAUACUAGGAAAUAAUCCGCCAUGACCGAACCUCAAGUGAACCCAAAGGCCUACCCGCUGGCCGACGCUACUCUGACCAAAACCAUUCUGGAACUAGUGCAGCAAGCCUCCAACUACAAACAGCUGAGGAAGGGGGCCAAUGAAGCCACUAAAACCUUGAACAGAGGCAUUGCCGAGUUCAUUGUCAUGGCUGCUGACGCUGAGCCUCUGGAGAUCAUCCUCCACCUGCCACUGCUCUGCGAGGACAAGAACGUCCCGUACGUGUUUGUCCGCUCCAAGCAGGCGCUGGGCCGGGCCUGUGGUGUGUCCCGUCCCGUCAUUGCUACCUCGGUCACCAUAAAGGAGGGCUCUCAGCUAAAGCCUCAAAUUCAGUCAGUUCAGAUGGCUAUUGAAAGACUGCUGGUGUGACUUUUGAACCCCAAUGGUAAAGAUUCCAGAAGGUGGAUGGAUCCCUUGUUUGAAUGUUCUGUUGGAUUUGUAAGAUUUUGUUUUACAAACUUUGUUUUUUAAAGGGUAUUGCUUGUUUUAUUUUGCAGGACCAUCACCUGUAUCUUAAUAAACUAUUUUUGUUUUUUA